Desarmillaria tabescens is the source of this 1002-nucleotide messenger RNA. RefSeq lists its product as uncharacterized. NCBI's taxonomy places the organism in Eukaryota, Fungi, Basidiomycota, Agaricomycetes, Agaricales, Physalacriaceae. The record is from RefSeq and is a predicted model, not a curated record. Bases 1 to 1002 code for a protein of 333 amino acids. The transcript is spliced from 5 exons.
AUGAAGACAAAAUCUAAUACCAACAAUGCCACCCAUGAAGUCACCCUUGCCUCCUUAGCACAAACUGAAUCUGAAACUCGACAUAAAUGGUCCCAAGCAGAUAACACAAAGAUCAACUACAAAGGAUAUGUAGCGUGUGCAGCUCGGUUUCUUGAUGACAUGGUGUCGGUGUGGAGGAAGAGGCAUUCAGAGACUGGGGUUUGCGAAGAUGAUAUCGACACAGAUCUUCUGGCACAAGCAUUUGACAACCCUCCAAACAAAUACUCAGUAACAGCACUCUUAAAUUUCUUGACCCAGAAAUGCUUUGUCGAGCAACACGGAAAGUCAACAGGCCAGGGAAUUCAAGCAGCAAUGGCAAGGAUGUGGGACAAAAUGGAUGGACAGAAGUAUGCAGGCAACCACUAUCACUUUGACAAAUCAACUGGGAUUGUUACUGGAAAUCCUGCACGCGCCCCGAGUGUCAAAGAAUACAUAAAAUGCAUCAACACAAAAAGCAGUGCAAAAGGAGCUGCAGCAGUACGCCAUCAUGCUGAUGCGAUGCGAAUUGAAGAUCUUAUCAAAAUCAUUGAGUACUCCAAACAUGAAUGCUCAUGUGAAGAGUUAGAGAAAUCAACUGUAUCAGCACAAGAACUCAUGCAAAUGAUUAAAUAUGGUUUGGCGAGAGCCUUCUUUACCUUGGGAUUCACUCUGUGGACAAGGAAUUUUGAGCUCUGUGGUUUGCAGGCAUGCAAUAUUGAGUGGGAUUUGCAAGGCCCUGCACUGUACAAUGUCCCAUACUUUAGAGUGCAUCUUGAUGGCCGUAAAGGAUGGCAGAGCAAGCAGGGAUGGGACGGCCCUCUAGAAAGCAAUUAUUAUAACAUAUAUGCUCAGCCAGAUUCUCCAGAUAUUGACAUGUACACAUACCUCCCUCAGUGGAUAAGGCUGUUGGAAACAUAUACGACCCACUCUUUGCACCGUGGCGGUGCUCAGUACCGAUUUAUGUUCGCUCCCAUUGGGCGAUGA